CCACACUGCCGUGUCAGUCGUUCGCAUACCGCCGCCGCUGUCGCUCGCCGUUCGCCUGUCCGCACGGUCGACGGUCGUUUCGGUUUCGUCACAUCGUAACACACACACACGUCCGCGGGUCGACGACAGUGACUUUUACCGGCCGCCGAUGUUCGAAAUAAUAAUAACAACGACAACAUAACACCCGCGAGUACCUGCCACGGUCGGCGUGUUCCGUUAACGCUCCGAGUCCGGUCCAGUCCUCGGCGUGCGUGCGUGUGGUGGCAUUGUGUGCUGUUUGUCCGUGGCCAUGUCACGUUACCGCUUCACUAGUGUUGCUAUAAAUUAUUGUUAUACGGGUGGGUUUUCGAUUUGAAAUUUUUUUCACGCCGUUUCCGUUGUGUCGGCGGCGAUUGAGUCGGAAGAGAGAGAGAGAGAGCGCGAGAGCGAGAGAGAGAAAAAGAGAGAGCGAGCGAGCGAACGGACGAGAGAUAGCGAGACGGAAUAAUUAAAAACAACAAAAAUAAUAUAGCGAAUUACGUUUAGUUUUUUUGUGUUCGUACACCGCGGCCGACACAGGCGCCGUACGGAACGACGUGCGAUGACGGCACGGACGUGGGUAACGUCGUGGUCAUCGUGGUCAUCGUGGUCGAUGUCGAUGUCGAUGUCGACGCCGCCACCGACGCCACCGCAGCCGCAGUCACCGCUGCCGCCGUCACCGGCUAGACGACCGGUUUGAACCAGUUUGACGGAGCGUGAAAACUAAAAUUGUUGUUACAGUCGCCCGGCCGUCAAGUUCGGCACCGAGCACGCGAGAUGGCUCCUUUGGACGUGCCCCGGGUACUGUUGGACGGCGAAAAAGUGGUGAAAUGGGACGACGAGAGCGGAAUUGGGCUACCUGUAACUAUCAAAGUAGACGAACGGGGAUUUUUCUUGUACUGGAUGGACCAAAAAAAAGACUGUGAAGUGAUUGACAUGUCGACGAUACGAGACACUAGGACAGGAAAAUACGCCAGGGUCCCAAAAGACACGAAAUUGAGAAGUGUCGUGUGUAUGGGGUCCCAAGAGCCAUUGGGCGAUAAAACGAUUACCGUCGUCGUGGCCACGGAUUUUGUGAACGUGUCGUUCAUUAAUUUCUGUUGCAAUAAAAAGCAAACGGCCCAAGUAUGGACAGAUGGUCUUUUGAAGCUUGCUCUGAAUUUGGCGCAGCUAAAUUGGUCACCAAUAGCGUUUUUGCACAAAACGCAUACCAAAUUGAAUUUAUUAGUAGACAAGAAUGGAAAAAUUCCAAUAAAAAAUAUUCUCAAGACGUUCGCGCAAAACAAAGAUGAUAGGAAGAAAAUCGAAAAGGCCCUGGAGUCAUCUGGAUUACCAUCGAAUAAAAAUGAUUUUGUUAGUCCGGCAAAGUUUAUAUUCGAAGACUUUUUCACUUUCUACAAAAAUCUCACGACUCGACCCGAAGUUGCGCAAUUAUUUGAUGACAUAUGUUGUAGUGAUCGCGGAGCUUCGGGUAAGAAAAAACUUAUGACAGUUGAUCAGUUCGUUGAUUUCUUGAAUCGUACUCAAAGAGAUCCUCGUCUAAAUGAAAUACUCCACCCAUAUGCAAAUUCAGAUAGAGCAAAAGAUCUGAUUCGUGAAUUUGAACCUAAUAAACAAAGCGCUCAACGAGGCUUGUUGAGUUUUGACGGUUUUCUCAAGUAUCUGAUGAGCGCUGACAACCCUAUAGUAUCGUCUACUACGUUUGAAUUAAACAACGACAUGGAUCAGCCGCUAUCACAUUAUUUCAUAAAUUCGUCACAUAACACUUACUUGACUGGUCACCAGUUGACUGGUAAGUCAUCCGUAGAGAUUUACAGACAGUGCCUACUGUCUGGAUGUCGAUGCGUUGAAUUAGAUUUGUGGAAUGGAAAGACAAAUGAACCGGUAAUCCUGCACGGAUAUACAUUUGUACCAGAAGUGUCAGCUCGAGAAGUAAUAGAGGCAAUCGCUGAAUCGGCUUUCAAAUCGUCGGAUUACCCAGUCAUAUUAUCAUUUGAAAAUCAUUGCAACACUAAACAACAAGCGAAAAUAGCCCAAUACUGUCAUGAAUAUUUUGGUGAUAUGUUGUUGUAUGAACCAUUGGACAGCCAUAAACUCGAGCCCGGCAUAUCGUUACCACCCCCUUCAAUGCUGAAAAACAAAAUAAUCAUAAAAAAUAAGAAAAAACACCACCAUCAUCAUAAAAAGCCUACGGCUAGUGUAGUAUUGGAGCCUGCUACAGCUGCAACUAUGGUGUUAGGUAAUGGAGAUUUACCACGAGGACCUAUUCGACAAUCUAGCAAGGACAGUAAUCAAGACGAUGAUGAAGACGACGACGACAGCAGUAGUGAUACAGAUGGAGAAGAAGAGGAUAUAGAUAGAACAGUUGAUUUAAAACAUGUAUUACAAGGUAAGCCUUUGGUUGAUAAAGUAUCCAACACCAAAGAGACAGAAGCUGGUACAGAAAUUUCAGUUCUCGUAAAUUAUUGUCAAUCAGUGCAAUUCACCUCAUUUGAAAACGCGGAAAAAAAAAACCGGCACUAUGAGAUGUCAUCGUUUGACGAGAAACAAGCCAUGACGCUACUGAAAGAAAGGCCAAUGGAGUUUGUCAAGUAUAAUAAAAAUCAAUUGAGUCGAGUUUAUCCGGCCGGAACGCGUUUUGACUCGUCCAACUUCAUGCCGCAAGUAUUUUGGAACGCAGGAUGUCAGCUAGUUGCAUUAAAUUACCAAACCAUGGACGUGGCGAUGCAGCUAAAUUUAGGAAUAUUCGAGUACAAUAUGCGCAGUGGUUAUUUGUUGAAACCGGAGUUCAUGAGACGCGCCGACCGUACGUUCGACCCGUUCGCCGAAUCCACUGUGGAUGGAAUCAUUGCUGGUACAUUGACCGUCGAUAUCAUAUCCGGUCAAUUGCUCACAGACAAACGCGUCGGAACUUACGUGGACAUCGAGAUGUACGGCUUGCCGGCCGACACGGUCAGGAAGAAAUUUCGUACUCGGACGGUACCGUAUAACGGCAUUAAUCCGGUGUACGGCGAUGAACCUUUUGUUUUCAAAAAAGUGGUCCUUCCUCAACUCGCAUCUCUGCGUCUAGCUGUUUUCGAGGAGUCCGGGAAAUUGAUCGGCCAUCGUGUCAUUCCAGUAGUUGGACUCUGCCCGGGAUACAGGCACGUCGUACUGCGUAAUGAAAUGGGUCAGCCCCUGCCUAGUGGAACGUUGUUCUUAAAAAUCACGGUAAAAGACUAUGUGCCAGACGGCUUAUCGGAUUUUGCCGAAGCCCUGGCUAAUCCUAUUAAAUUCCAAUCUGAUCUGGAAAAACGCACCAAGCAAUUAGCUGUCUAUGCAGACGAAUCGGACCAAUCUGUCGACGAAGCGAGUGUUGCACCGGCGGAACGCGACGUAAAACCAGUUACCCGUCACCAAACCAGCUGCCCGGAUUUGCCCACCGGCCAUCAGAUGACUGUUACGUUGCCGGCAUCGCACCGAAAGUCGGUGACCGUUAAUCCCGUGUCGACGAUGGAAUAUUCGGUCAAUGAUGAUUUUAGCAAGGGCCCGAAAGUCGCGCAAAGGAAUCUUCCGACGUUGUUGACUACUUCUCUGAGCGAAGGUGUAGUCGCCGAAUCUCUUUCGAAGCUUAACGAAAACAAACUGGUUAAGGAUAAGAAAAUGGAGCUGGAGAAAAAGAUCGAAGUUCUUCGGAGAAAAUAUGAAAAAGACAGAUAUCGCGUUCAGCAUCUGAAACCGUCACACGAUUCGGAUCGGAAGCGAAUGUCCAAGUUCUCAAUGAGUUCCCGAUUUGUUAAGCGGCUAUCGAUAAAAAACAUGUACCAGGAGAGCAUACUGCAGAGUAACCAAGAUGCGUCCGAAUCCUCUGAAUGCGACACGGACAAUUCCACUAGCUCGAUGCCGAGAAUGUCGAGAAGUCAGUCCGAACGGUUGUUGGCGAUUAGCAAAGACCACGUGAUACAAGAACGGGACCUCCGUGAGAAAUAUCACGAGAUCGUGUUUUCGUCGUUGGAGAAAGUGAUGCGUUUGUCGCAAUCGAACCAGAUGAAAAUGUUGCGCGUACUGUUAGACAAAGAGACCGCGGAAGUAAUGAAAAAGCUGCAGGACCGCCGAAGACAUGAAAUGAAAUCGUUGGCAAAAAUACACAAGGACAAAGACGAGAUUGGAAGGAUCAAGCGAGAAGUAUCUAGUUCAAUGGUGGAAAAGGGUGUAAAUGAACGGGUGCGCUUAGCUCAGAUCUAUGAGAAGAAGACUGAGGAACUAGAAAAACAGCACGAAGAAAUCAGACAAAAUUUUAAUGAUCUCAAGAAAAAAGCAAAAGCGGAAUUGAUCAAAGAAUUCGAGGCCAAAUUACAAAACGUUGAAUUCGGGGUUGGGCCGAGCACUAAGGCCGAAUUCGAACAAUGACACGAAUAAAUUCGUACAACUAGCUACGUAGUUAGGUACUAUAGCCACUAGGCACCUAGUAAAUUCAAAAAACAAAAACAUUGUUCUAAUCAGUGGCAAUAAAUAAUAUUAUACAUGUGAUGCAUUUGAAAAGUAAGUUUAGAGACACUUGCGCCGAUUUCAAUGUCGAUCCCUAAAGACUGACCGAUCGAUUUAACUCGUUAUUGUAGUUUAAUUUGAUUAAUCAUUUUGCCAUUUAUUAUAAUUAUUUUUAAUUUUAAUUAUUUGUUCUCUCGUUCUGUACAAGUUUUGUGAAUUAAAUUUUACAGCGACCGGUGGUAGUGUAUUGUAAUGUUGUAAUAUAUUGGUUUUAUUUAUUUAUUUAUUUUGUUAUUGAAGGCGACAAAACCUUUUUUAUUGUGAUAUCUAUAUUUAUUUUGUUAAACAUUUUGUGAUAAUUUUGUUACGCAGCCUCACAUCGUAUACUAUAUUACUUACAUUCAUUGACAAUCAUUAUUUUUUCAGUUACAUUUUUUUUCUCUAAUAAUUUCAAUAGAAUACCUAUUAUUUUACUAUUGAUUUGAUUAGACUUAUCCUAUCUAUGUUUGUGUACCCAUGAUAUGGCUAUAUUAUAGUGUACCUACCUAUUAUAUUACUGUCUGAUGCAUAGUUUACAAUAAUGCAAAUAAUUAUUACACUACUUUAUUAUUAUACUCACGUCGAAUUUUUCAUUAUAUUAUUACCUAGAUUAUAUUAUGUAUUGUGUACCUAUACGUUUUAUUAAAUUAUUGUUAUUAAAUACAUUAUAUAUAGGUUACCAGAUAUUGGUACCGGAUAGAUUUCAAUAAUUAAUUUUACAUCAGUCUAGUCUGAUUUGUUUUAUCUUGUACACAAUUUAAUUUUGUUAUUUAAAAAUAUGUUAAAUUGUACUCACUGGCGUUUAUAUACAUCGUUGUUUGUAUUCAAUUCAGAAAUAAAACCUUAGAUCCUGUUACGUUUGACUAUGUAGUCGAUCAUAUUUAAUGUAUUGCUUUGUAAUACACAAACUAAUAAUAUAAUAAAGACAAUUUAAACACGCUAAUA
Rhopalosiphum padi (bird cherry-oat aphid) is the source of this 5469-nucleotide messenger RNA. RefSeq names its product 1-phosphatidylinositol 4,5-bisphosphate phosphodiesterase classes I and II (gene Plc21C). Bases 796 to 4407 code for a protein of 1203 amino acids. Gene Ontology annotation, molecular function: phosphatidylinositol-4,5-bisphosphate phospholipase C activity; calcium ion binding. Gene Ontology annotation, biological process: phosphatidylinositol-mediated signaling; lipid catabolic process. NCBI's taxonomy places the organism in Eukaryota, Metazoa, Arthropoda, Insecta, Hemiptera, Aphididae. The record is from RefSeq and is a predicted model, not a curated record. The transcript is spliced from 18 exons.